This is a messenger RNA of Stegastes partitus (bicolor damselfish), 1365 nucleotides long. It is a transcript of the gene rgmd, whose product is annotated as RGM domain family, member D. Bases 48 to 1352 code for a protein of 434 amino acids. The record is from RefSeq and is a predicted model, not a curated record. Lineage: Eukaryota; Metazoa; Chordata; Actinopteri; Pomacentridae. Gene Ontology annotation, biological process: BMP signaling pathway. The transcript is spliced from 3 exons. Gene Ontology annotation, molecular function: coreceptor activity. Gene Ontology annotation, cellular component: plasma membrane.
UCGAUGAGAAGCAGUCGAGGAACUCCAUUCUAACUGAAUGGAUUGGUAUGGGGAGAAGCGGACCUCAGAUCACGGCUAAGCGGCAGCUUUGGGACUGUGUAACGUUGACGAUGGUUUUACUUUCGCUGCUGUUUCGACCAGCUCACUGCCAGCAGUGUCGAAUCCAGCGCUGUAAUGCGGAGUAUGUGGCUUCUACCUCACCCUCUAGUGGUCUGCAGGAGGACGUGGCUCUGGAUGUGGACUACUGCAUCGCCCUGAGGGCCUAUGCCCUGUGCACCCGGCGGCAGGCACGCAGCUGUAGGGGCGACCUUGUUUACCACUCGGCCGUCUUUCGCAUUAAGGAGUUAUUCUCUCAGCAUAACUGCUCCAGCGACGGGCCCACCUCCUCCGCCAAGGUCCCCAGCACGUCUCGGCCGGCCGUGUCCGAGCUCUGCGACUACGAGAAUCGGGUCCUCGUGUCGGGCUCGGCUGGUCAGCAGAAGAAAUACGCCCACUGUGGAUUAUUCGGAGACCCACACCUACGGACUUUCCGAGACGAGUUUCAGACCUGCAAGGUGGAGGGGGCGUGGCCUCUGAUUGACAACCGCUUCCUGUCGGUGCAGGUGACCAAUGUGCCUGUUGUCCUGGGCUCCAGUGCCACGGCAACCAGCAAGAUCACAGUGAUUUUCAAGUCCUACCACGGCUGCACAGAUCAGAAGGUGUACCAGGCCACCACUGAAGAUCUGCCGCUGGCCUUUCAGGAUGGGACCCGCAGCGGCGGCGAGAGCGGCAGCCUGACCAUCGCCGAGCGAGGCGGCUCUGGAGUGGGUCGGCAGGUGAAGAUACAGGCCCGGUACAUCGGCACCUCCAUCAUCAUCCGCCGCGUGGGCAGCUACCUGACCUUCGCCAUCCGCAUGCCGGAAGACACCCUGGACUUUUCAGAGGACAAUGGUGGCCUGCAGCUGUGCCUGCACGGCUGCCCUCGCAACGAGCUCAUCAAAGAGCACACGCUGGGCCGUCAGAGCCAGCAGCCCCGUCUGCAGGGCACCAACACGGAGCUGGGCCCUCUGCGGCCUCCCCACCAGGUCUACACGGUGGAGCGGGCCACGGCCAAGUGUAGAGAGACUCUGCAGGUGGAGGACGUGUACUUUCAGUCCUGCGUGUUUGACUUGCUGACCACGGGAGACCCUGAGUUCUCUAUGGCAGCGUAUGGCGCUCUGGAGGAUUUAAAGGCGCUGCCGCCCAGUAAACUGAAGCAGAAUUCCCCAAGGACUCCUCGUCUUUACAACCGAGGAGUGUCACAGACGCUGGCAGCAACAGCAGCCAACAGCUCCCUGCUCUCACUCCUACUCCUCAUUCUGCUGCUUUUGUAAAAAAAAAAAAAAA